GGGCCGCUCCCGGUCGUCAUGGAAACGAAGGCAGCCAAUCAGCGCGGCGGCUUGCAAGCUCGCUCUGCUGGGUUCCUACCGCGCGCUGGGGGCUGCCCCGCGGACCGCGAUGCUGAAGGCCAAGAUCCUCUUCGUGGGGCCCUGUGAGAGUGGAAAAACCGUUUUGGCCAACUUUCUGACGGAAUCUUCUGACAUCACUGAAUACAACCCCACACAGGGAGUAAGGAUCCUGGAAUUUGAGAACCCACAUGUUACCAGCAACAACAAAAGUGCGAGGUGUGAGUUCGAGCUCUGGGACUGUGGCGGUGAUUCUAAGUUCGAGUCCUGCUGGCCGGCCCUGAUGAAGGACGCCCACGGGGUGGUGAUUGUCUUCAACGCUGACAUGCCGAGCCACCUGAAGGAGAUCGAGAUGUGGUACUCCUGCUUUGUCCACCAGCAGCUCCUACAGGACACCCAGUGCCUGCUGAUUGCACAUCACAAACCGGGCUCGGGAGGAGACACGGGGAGCCCGUCUUUGUCGCCACCCUUGAGCAAGCUGAAGCUGGUGCACUCCAAUCUUGAGGAGGACCCUGAGGAGAUCCGAAUGGAAUUCACAAAGUAUUUAAAAAGCGUCGUCAACUCAGUGUCUGAGAGCAGAGACAGGGAGGAGAUGUUGAUCAUUACCUAGCCGCCUCGCCUGGGACCUCCAUCUCCCAAAUGACAUCAGCUGUUUCCUCGUCCAGAACUCAAACUUUAUCCAGCUACUGAUGCUCUCUUCUCCUUGUGACUAGAGAAGAAAUUUUCCUCGUCUGUUACAAGGUACGAUUCAGCCAGAAUUGACUCAGAACAUCCAUCCUCCAUCCUUAGGUCAGUGGGGAAAAUUCUAUGUCUGAAUUCUGCUUCCCUAGCCCCAGACCUUUCCAAAGAGCUGGAAAAUUAAACUGGGAAACUUCACAUAUGUAAAGUUAUAAAAACUGUGGAAUUGUAACUGUCACAGUUUCGUCCAUGAGUCUCAGUUCAAUUGUGAUUUUUAUUCCUUGAUUCACUCAACAAAUUCCAACUAGCUGAGCAUCUACUAUGUAUAAGGUGCUAUUCUGGCUGCUGCUGAAGUACAGCAUGAUAGAGCACAAAAUUCCUUGCCCUUGUGGAGGUUAAAUUCGAUUUUUCUAAACAGGUAGAUCAAAAACAUAAGUACUACAUUUUAGAUAAGAAGGGAAAAAAGGCAGACUCUUUAUUUUCUGUAGUGGGUAUUAAUUUCACAGGCUCCCACCCCACAGCUAAUGAGAGGACCUGGGUUACUUAUGAUAUCAAACAGGGGUGUGGUUGUCUUUGAUCGUGGGUUCUGUAUUCAAGAAUUCCCCUGUUCAUUAAAAUUUAUUUGCAACCCCUAAAUCAAAACUUGGGAUGCUCUCUCCAUUGUUUGGGACACACAUAAUGUGGCCUAAAAUUUGAAUCGCUGCAGCACAUGACUGUUCCCAGCUGAGGUUACUCCAGGGUUCAAGGGACGCUCCCGCUCUCUUCUCUUGGCUCUCGUAAUGUGUCCUUUUCGUGGUCGAUGUAGGGACAUGUUCUCACAAUUUUCGAGCUUUUUGUUGGUGAUUUCACUUUUGAAAUGGCCCCAAGCUCAGUGCUAAAGUGUCAUCUAGUGUUCCUAGAUUCAGGAAAGCUGUGGCAUUUCUCAGGGAGAGAACACGUGGGUUAGACAGUCCCUUUAGCAUGAGUUACAGUGCUGUUGAAUUCAAUGUUAAUGAACCAACAAUAUGUUAAAUAAAGUAUCUUUAAAACACA
Messenger RNA from Ictidomys tridecemlineatus (thirteen-lined ground squirrel), 1767 nucleotides. RefSeq names its product intraflagellar transport 22 (gene Ift22). NCBI's taxonomy places the organism in Eukaryota, Metazoa, Chordata, Mammalia, Rodentia, Sciuridae. The record is from RefSeq and is a predicted model, not a curated record.